UUUUAUGUUUCUGUAGAAACGCAUAAAGGUUGAAUAAGAAAAUAUAUAUUUGAAAUAAGGUUUGGUGGGGCAGUUAAAGAAACUGGGGAUGGCAGUAAAUUUGAUCUUGGACGCAUCACAUGAUACGUUGUGAACUGUGUCCCUUUAAAAAAAAACCUCUUACUUCGAAAGUCUCGUUGCAGUCAGUAAACUUCACACGACAUCGCGAGAGUUGUACCUCAGUGGCGGCUGUGUGGCCCCUGUCUCACUACGGACGGAGUUGUUUCUGACGUUUGAAUGAAAAACAGUGUGAAUUACCUUCACAUUGGAACCGUGAUAUAAUGGCUUCAGCCUUGGAGCAGUUUGUGAACAAUGUGCGGCAGCUUUCCGCUCAAGGCCAGAUGACUCAGCUGUGCGAGUUGAUCAACAAGAGUGGGGAGCUGCUGGCCAAGAACCUGUCCCACCUGGACACAGUGCUGGGGGCCUUGGACAUUCAGGAGCACUCCCUCGGUGUGCUGGCUGUGCUAUUCGUAAAGUUCUCAAUGCCAAACAUCCCUGACUUUGAGACGCUUUUCUCCCAAGUCCAACUUUUCAUCAGCACUUGUAAUGGCGAGCACGUUAGAUAUGCAACAGACACUUUUGCUGGUCUCUGCCACCAGUUGACAAACGCCCUCGUCGAACGGAAACAGCCAUUGAGGGGUGUCGUCGUACUAAAACAGGCAAUAGACAAAAUGCAGAUGAACACAAACCAACUUACCUCAGUUCAUGCAGACCUGUGUCAGCUGUGCUUGUUAGCAAAGUGCUUCAAGCCCGCUCUGCCCUUCUUGGAGCUUGACAUGAUGGACAUCUGUAAGGAGAACGGAGCUUAUGACGCAAAGCACUUUUUAUGUUACUACUACUAUGGUGGCAUGAUCUACAUGGGCCUCAAAGACUUCGAUAGAGCACUGUAUUUUUAUGAACAGGCAAUAACCACUCCAGCCAUGGCGGUAAGCCAUAUCAUGUUGGAAGCCUAUAAGAAAUACAUCCUGGUCUCGCUCAUUCUCCAUGGCAAAGUUCAGCAGCUGCCCAAAUACACCUCACAAAUUGUAGGGAGGUUUAUCAAGCCCCUGAGCAACGCGUACCACGAGCUGGCUCAGGUUUACACCACCAACAAUCCCGUCGAAUUGCGCAACGUAGUCAGCAAACACAGCGAGACGUUCACGCGAGACAACAACACAGGCCUGGUCAAACAGUGCCUCUCCUCCCUCUAUAAAAAGAACAUCCAGAGGUUAACAAAGACGUUCCUGACACUGUCUUUGCAAGACAUGGCAAGUCGAGUGCAGCUCUCAGGCCCCCAGGAGGCAGAGAAAUAUGUCUUACACAUGAUUGAAGAUGGUGAGAUCUACGCUAGCAUUAACCAAAAGGACGGCAUGGUGUGCUUCCAUGACAACCCAGAAAAAUACAACAAUCCAGCGAUGCUCCACAAAAUUGACCAAGAGAUGUUGAAAUGUAUAGAACUGGAUGAAAAACUAAAGUCAAUGGAUCAAGAAAUCACAGUAAACCCACAAUUUGUGCAGAAGAGUAUGGGAUCGCAGGAGGAUGAUGUUGGCAGCAAAACAUCAAGUUAUUCCUGAGGGACUACAGACUGCUCAAGAAUGCUGCAGCCUCCCCAGCACAUUCUUUCAUGAAUGCGUUGGAAUGUUUUUUUUUUUUUAAAAAGAGGAAAACAAAUAUUCUAUUGCAUAAGGACAUUGGUUAAGGAAAAUCUAAUUGUGUGGAAUGAUGUUGAAUUUGGUUAUUGUUUUGUCACAGAAGGACAACAAAGCGGUCUUUACAGAAAGAUUUUGUCAGUGUUUUAUUUAUCAAUGUUCAGGUUGGAGUGAUACUGCUAGGUUAUUACAAAACACAAUAAUUAAAAACUGGACAUAUUUGUGAAUAAUAGCGCCAUUCUGCUGCAUGAUGGGUGUAAUUAGAAAUUAUUACGUAUGAGGCAAUACAUCUAUAGCUGGCAAGGAAUAAAACUGAGUAUAAUCUACAUUUGUAACAACUGCAAUGCUCGUUUUGGUUAGAUUGUAGAUAUUACUAGUCAAUAUAUCCACUCAAACGUACCGUUGACCAAACUGGGUGAAACAAGUCACAAUUUGGUGCACUGUUGUGUUUUACGAUUAUUUUUAAUUUUUAGGUCAGAUCCACUAGAGGUCACUAGAGCACUGUACAAAAAUGUUUUGACAGCUUGUACGAGUGGUGAAGUCAACGGACAACCAAACUGUCAUGUCAUUUGGGAGCUUUGUGGUUGGGGAUCUGUAAUAAAUUGUUUAAGAAUGUA
Entelurus aequoreus (snake pipefish) is the source of this 2284-nucleotide messenger RNA. It is a transcript of the gene cops3, whose product is annotated as COP9 signalosome subunit 3. Gene Ontology annotation, cellular component: COP9 signalosome. Lineage: Eukaryota; Metazoa; Chordata; Actinopteri; Syngnathiformes; Syngnathidae. The coding region runs from base 321 to 1592 and encodes 423 amino acids. The transcript has 12 exons. Gene Ontology annotation, biological process: ubiquitin-dependent protein catabolic process. The record is from RefSeq and is a predicted model, not a curated record.